Molecule: messenger RNA, 1508 nt
Organism: Bicyclus anynana (squinting bush brown)
Lineage: Eukaryota; Metazoa; Arthropoda; Insecta; Lepidoptera; Nymphalidae
Product: sarcoplasmic reticulum histidine-rich calcium-binding protein-like
Exons: 1
Coding region: 1-1389 (462 amino acids)
Source: RefSeq, a predicted model, not a curated record
AUGAGGUUAGUGUUAGUAUUAGUUUUAAUUGUCGCGGCACAUGCGCGGAGGCUACCUAAAAAGCAUGUGAAUCCAGUAGAGAAGCCGGUAGACUCGCUGGUGGAGAAGCAAACCGAAAAAAUAAUCGACCAAAUAGAUGCUGCUUCGGAACACAAUGAAAAACAAAAAAAUAACGACCAGGAAGAUGCUGUUUCUGAACGUGAGAGAGAACAAAAAAUAACUGAUCAGCGAGAUGACAUUUCUGAGCAUGAGACAAAUCAAAAAAUAAGUGAUCAGCCAGAUGCCGCUUCUGAACAUGAGAGGAAAGAAGCGAUAAUUGAUCAGCAAGAUGCCGUUUCUGAGCAUGAGACAAAACAAAAAAUUAAUGAUCAACAAGAUGCCGCUUCUGAGAAUGAGUCAAAACAAAAAAAUAAUGAUCAGCAAGAUGCCGCUUCUGAGCAUGAGACAAAUCAACAAAUAAGUGAUCACCCAGAUGCCGCUUCUGAACAUAAGAGAAAAGAAGCAAUAAUUGAUCAGCAAGAUGCCGCUUCUGAAUAUAAAGGAAAACGGAAACAAAAAAUAAUUGACCAGCAAGAUGCCGCCUCUGAACAUAAAAGAAAGCGAAAACAAAAACUAGUUGACCAGCAAGAUGGCAGCUUUGAACACAAAAGAAAGCGAAAACAAAAAAGAAUUGAUCAACAAGAUGCCGCUUCUGAACACAGAAGAAAACAAAAAAAUUACGACCAGCAAGAUGCCGCUUCUGAACAUAAGAAAGAACCCAGUCAGAAUGGUGAAUUUAAAAGAGGUGGAGGCAGAGAGCAUCACGCACAUCAUUUAGAUGAACACGAAGAAAAAGGCCAUAAAGCAUAUCAAGGUGCUCACCAUGAAGAAGAAGGAAAAAAGGGUCAUCACGAUAGAGAACAACAUAAGGGCGAAUAUGAUGACCACGGUGGUUACAAGGAGGAACACCAUAAUGCUGACGGACAUUAUAAUGAACACCACAGGGAUGAAAAAGGUGAGAAAGGUCAAAAGUACGAAGAGAAGGGCCAUUAUAAUAAAGGUCAUUCCACAAAGGGACACCACGAGGUACAUAAACUGGAUGAGUUUAAGAAAGACAAACACUUUUUCCACGAAGAUGGAGAUUCUGGUCACGAGGAGCACCAUGGUGGUUUCCAUGAAGAACAUGGCCACAAGAAGGGUGGUCACUUUAAGAAAGGCCAUCACGACGGAGGGCAUCAUGUACAUGAACAUGGUGAGAUGGGUCAUCACGAGAAAGGAGGUCACCAUCGUGUACACAAAGGACACGACGAUUCCGCAGGACAUGAUGAACAUCAUCAUCAUCACCGCGACCACGCCAAGAAAGAGGGACUCGAACAUCACAAGAAACACGUGUACAGACAAGGUCACUGAGACUUACGACACAAACAAACAAAUAGACUUUAAUAUUUUAAAAUUGACAUGGCUAAUACCUGUUGCAAGUCUGGUCUGUUAUUUAUUUAUUGUGUAAUUGUGUAUUGUACGAGUAAGUA